Molecule: messenger RNA, 821 nt
Organism: Nicrophorus vespilloides
Lineage: Eukaryota; Metazoa; Arthropoda; Insecta; Coleoptera; Silphidae
Exons: 2
Coding region: 206-430 (74 amino acids)
Source: RefSeq, a predicted model, not a curated record
GGUAGUGGAAUCGAAACCUCCUAACAAAAUACAUACACCACAUAAGAAAACUAAUAGAGCAAACGAAUGUUUGCAGUCCAUUUAGUUAAUCAAGCGAAUGAUUUUUGUGAAAAUUCUGCGGUCUACGAGUGAAAGCGAGCCCUGUAUAUAUACCGAGUUGUGAUUUUUACUAAGUCACAUAUUCCUUCACAUCACAGAACGCACCAUGAGAUUCUUGCUGAAAUUAUUGUUCCUCGUCGGAUUAUUGGCUCUUGCUACCGGAUAUCCAGUCUACGAUAAAGAUGAAGAAGCGGAUCAAGCAGUGAGAUCUCAAAGGCAGGCUUCUGGAGAUAGCUCAGAUCACCACGACGUCGUCGACUUUGGGGCUCAUACAGGAGACCACGGUGCCUUCGGAUGGCACGCCGAUUUCCCGGUCUACACCCAUUAUUAAUACACACCUCGACGUGAUGAAAAGCAAACAUCUAAAAAAAAAAGACUGGAAAACGGAUUACAUUUUCAUUGUUUCAUUUCAUUUAUCAACUAACGCAUUUCCAUUCAUUCGCGUCUAGAGGCGCUAACAACUUGCGAGCUCGUUCAAUUCACAUUAAUUGUGCAGGCUGGCAAACACUCAAUUAACACUCUUCAUUGUUUCAUUUCUUGCAAUUUCAACUGCAAUUAAUUGCAGGCGCAUUCUUUCAUUUCUCCUCAUCAUUCAUUUCUUCUUCUUCUCUUCUAAUCAACUGAACUUCUUCUCUCAUCAUACUCUCUAUUAUCUUCUCUGGCUCCUCUUCACUUUCAUUCCGCUGCAGUGUAUUACGUAAUUUUUGUUAUUUAGUUUUCUA